Molecule: messenger RNA, 540 nt
Organism: Meloidogyne enterolobii
Lineage: Eukaryota; Metazoa; Nematoda; Chromadorea; Rhabditida; Meloidogynidae
Source: the annotation of a GenBank genome assembly
UUGACAUAUUUCUUUGUCGAAUUUGAAUAUUUCUUAUUGGACUAACUACAUUUUUUAUUGGGCUAACUUGUGGUGUAUUCUGAAUAUUAUUUUGCUCCGAAUUUCUCACCCAAGUGUUUACAGACUGUUGUGCUUCGCCUUGAUUUGCACUUAUCGGACUUAACGUUCUUAUCUGAUUAAUAUGUCUAGUGACUAUAGCCCUUAAUCUUUCAGACUGAAUCUUAAUUACAACUCCCUUUUGUGCUACUAUAUUUCCGACUAACCAUUCUUUGUUUUUAUUUCUGCUAUAAUUUGUAAACUGAACUUUAUCUCCUAUUUUGAAUUCUCUGACUCUGGCUCCGUGAUGUUUAUCAAACCAUGUCUUCAUUUUACUUCGAAUUCGCUCCCUUGCAGGAUCUUUUGAAUUUGGCCUUUCUGGAUAGACUAAUGCCAAUUUUGUCCUCAACUUUCUACCUAAGAAUUCUUCUGCAGGGGAUUUGCCCAUUAAUGACUCAUGAGGCGAGGCUCUAUAAUUGAAUAACACUUCUUCAACCCAGUUGG